This is a messenger RNA of Cokeromyces recurvatus, 5892 nucleotides long. RefSeq lists its product as uncharacterized. The record is from RefSeq and is a predicted model, not a curated record. The transcript is spliced from 8 exons. Gene Ontology annotation, molecular function: zinc ion binding; helicase activity. Gene Ontology annotation, cellular component: nucleus. Lineage: Eukaryota; Fungi; Mucoromycota; Mucoromycetes; Mucorales; Mucoraceae. Bases 1 to 5892 code for a protein of 1963 amino acids.
AUGGAGGAUCAGCUUGAGCAUCUCAAAAGAGUGGCUUUAGCUAAUAGUACAAUCCUCUUACAUUAUUCAAAAGGAUUAUCAAAUUCUCCUAAUGUACUUGAAAAAAAAAACUCUCAAACAGAAAUCAUAUCUAUGGAUGAUUUGACUCCACCUAAAAUACUUAAGAAAUCAAAUACCUUGAACGAAAACAGUUUUAUGAACGUUCAAUCAAACAAACCAAAAAAGGAUAAUAGUUAUAAUUCUAAUGUACUUGUUAAGUCAUCAAUUGAUAAAGACUACUCAACUUCAUCUGCUCCCAUUUCGGCAUAUAAUGAAGAUCAUUUCUUUCAGAAUGUCAAUAAAGUUAGCGAACCAGUGCCAACAAAUGAUCAACAAUAUACCCAUUCUCAAGGAAGCGAGAAAGAAAAUACAAAGAACUUUUCUCCAUUUAUUAUAAACCGAUCUAAUAAUUGGCAUACUAAUAAACAUUCUAGUGAUAGUACAACACAUAUUCAAAAUGUUGCAUCAGAGAAUGUCCAUUCUGAGCCUUCACCUGAUACAUUGUCACACACUCGAACAAGACAAUCUACUGUUGAUUCACUUGGUUUUGUUAAAUAUACACCUGCUGCAGGAAAAUUUGAAGAUCUAAAAAAUGAGGCUAUAAAUUCAUGGGAAGAAGGUUUAGAUUUAGAAUUAGAAACAGCUUCAAAAGAAAAGAAACGUUCAGAAUGGUUACCGCAAAGCGCUUUCUUCGCCGAGGAUACGUAUUCCGCUAAGCCUGAACAGUUAGAUGUGUCUUUUCAAAAUGUUCCUCAAGAAGUAAAGAAAAGUUAUUCUGAUGUUGCUAGUGGAACUACACCUAACUGGGCUAUCGACGAUAAUAAUACAUCUGCUUGGAAUCCUGAUGAAAAUAUAAACUCAGUCGCUUUUGGCUUUAAUCAACAGCCAACUAACGUUUGGAGGCCUACUAUGUUGCCCUCACAAUCUAUGCAGCACAUGACCCCCGUUAUUAUGAUGCCUUCGUCCUAUAUACCUAUGGCAAAUAAUUAUUCACCUCAGGACAAAGAGUUUUUAAUCUAUUUUUACUCUGUAAUUAGUAAACCAAAUAUUCGAAGUGUUAUCAAUGGAUUUCAAAAGAAGGUGGAAACUAUUCUUAAUCGUAAUCUUCAUGAAAUGUCUUUACGUACUUUUGAAUUGUUGCUAAAAUCACUUAUACUUGUUAUGGAUUAUGAAUCAAAUCACUUAAAGUUUGAAACUGCUCGAAAAAUACAUGACGCUUGGAGUACUUUCAUUUAUUAUCUUACUCGAUAUGUUCAAUCUUAUGUCCAACUACCAGAUGAUCUCUAUGUCGUCCUUAAGUUUAUCGUUCUCAUGUCCCGCUACUAUCCUAAUAUUAAAAACGACUUACCUCUAUCAGAUAUCUCACAAAUAUAUGAAUCACUACAGAAAGUGAUUGAUGUAGAAAAACAUAGUGAUCUAAUCAAAUAUCUUCGUCUUACAGAGGUUUUACCUGAGGAAAAUUCAGAUGAUAGUUUCUAUCAUGAAUUACACGACUAUUUACCUUCUAUACCUAUAGCUGAAGUAAUCGUUUCUGAAGAAAUCGAGAAUAUUAAUAUGCUUCAGCUAUGUGAAUCGAAAAGAGAAAUUACUAUAGCUAACAAGGUUCACAACCCAUGGCCAAACCUUGAUUUACGUAACUAUAUUUUAAAUCAUUUUGUCAUGUUACGAGAUGAACUCGUAAGUCCUUUACAGAGAGUCGUUAGAGAAUUGUUUAAAGGUAUACCUCCAACUAAGUUUCAGAUCCCAGAAUGUGCAGUUUACGAGCAGACUAUUCCAAAAUCCGUUACUUUGUCUAUGUCAUCCUCUGAGCCAUGCAUUGUUUUUCAACUUGGGAAGAUUCAAAAGAAUGAUGAAAUUAUGGGACAUUUUAAGGAAGGCUCACUUGUCUUAUUACUUCCAGAAAAUGAAUGUACACAGAACCCUACUAGUGUUAUAAAGAGGAUCGCAGAAACAGCUAUUUUGGGUCAUGCUAUUUAUGCAAUUACUAAUCAUUCUAGAACAAGUGCCUCUGUUAUUCGUAUGGUAUCAAUUCAUGUUCAUAAAGAGGAUUUAUCAAAGAUAGAUUGGGACGCCAAAUAUUCAAUUAUUACAUCUAAUAUCAAUGCUACCUCUGUAUUCUCAUUACUUAAAUGGCUUCGUAGUGAAUAUAUUAAUUUAGAUAAGAAGCAUUUCUCUCAAGUGAUUACACCUCGAAUAUUAGCCUCUAAAAAUGUUCUCACUCAAUCUCAAUUAUCUUCCUGGAAUGCGGAGUAUUAUGAUAGAGUGGUUACAACCAAUGAGGAUGCAAUUCCUGAUUAUCUUGCUGAUUCUGAAAUUGAUAUUUCAUGUAUUAUGGCCAAGAAUGGGAAUCAUUGUGUACGACUAAGUGAAGGAAACUGGCCGUGUUAUUCAGCUCAAUGGCAGCAAGUGGCUCCUUCUAAACGUCCUCCACUCUAUAGUCUUUCACCAAGUCAGGUAAAUGCUAUUCAAUUUGCAUUAACACAUCGUAUUGCUGUCAUUUCAGGGGCUUCAGGUACUGGUAAAACGUUUUUAGCAAGUAAAUUAGUACAGCUUAUGAGUAAAGCGCUAACCUCUGGCCAAUUCCAUCAACCUAUUUUAAUUAUUACAAAAAAUCAAUUUACUUUGGAUGAUAUUUUGUCCAAGAUUGUAAAUCAAAUACCAGAUAUCGUUCGUUUUGGUAGAGAACCUCUUAUUGAAUCACUUGCAAGCAAACAAGCUACACGUCUUGCUAUUCCAAAUACGACAGAUUCUAACUAUCGUCAAUAUCAAAAGUUAGAACAUCAGCUCUCCAAGAAUCAAAGUAAGUUGAACACUUUGUUUAAAGCACGUUUUCAAGCCUUGGAGCAUGAUCCUGCUGUACUUUUAGGAGCAAUUGCACCUGCUUAUCUAUCAGCUCUUGAAAAGGGGUAUACAGAUAACAAUCAACAGGAGCACUUUAGCAACCGCAUCUUAAAGAUAUGGUGUGCUUGGGCAUCUAAUGAUAAACGUACCAAAAACUAUGCAACUAUGUUUAAUGAAUAUAAAGCCAACACACACGCACAAUGGUGUUUGGAAAAUGCCUAUCUUCAAAAGGGUGGACGUGGUCUUCUUCCCUUAUUAAGUUCUAAUAUCAUUCGUAAUCGAUUUACUUCUAUUGCCAACAAUAAUACACCUAUUUUAUCUAUCGCUGAUUCUAAAAAUUGGCCAUUUGAAAAUUCUGAAGCUACAGGAUCCAGUUUGCGUUGUGCUCUGUUAGAUGUCUGGAGAGCUGUACCGCCUGAAAAAAUUUGGUUGAUUUCAGACGAAGCAAAGACUACAUUAAUUAACAAUUUAUCAAAGGUGCUUAUUGACUAUAUUGAUAAAGAAAUUGAGAUUUUAUUACAGAAGCAGGUUAAAUUAGCUCAAUCAAUUGAUGAAAUAAUUGUGCAAAAAUGCUCUUUCCUUUGCCGCUUCAAUCGUGCUAUUGGUAUGACUGCAGAUUUUGCUGCAGCACAUCGGGACUGGGUCUCCACAUUAUGGCCGCGUGCUGUUAUCGUUGAUGAGGCCUCUGAUAUAUUAGAAUCUACUGUAGCUUCUAGCAUCCUUGGCUCUCGUACUGAACAUGUUAUUCUUUUGGGCACAAAUGGUAAAUUCUCCAAGCCUCGUAUCAUAAAUCCAACACUUGCCGGUAAUCCACGUAACUUGGAUGUUUCCUUAUUUGAACGUUGGAAGAAUUCAACAAGUGAAAUGGUACUUUUAGAAGAACAAUGGCGUAUGCAUUCCAAAGUUGCCAGCAUUGUAGAUAAAUUUAAUAGUACUAAAGAAGAAAAUUCUUCAUUACUUAUCACAGCACAUCUUGCCUCAUGUAAUGAAAAUAUGGUAGAUGGUAGAUAUAGCAAGCUCGAACCUCUUUAUGGUAUUAGUCAACGUUCAUUCUAUUUAAAUUAUGAACCGCCUACAGCGGAUCAUACGAUUGAUACCCAUUAUUCUAAACUGUUGACUACUGCUGUAACAAAUACAGAAGUUGAUGAGGCACGCUAUGUGGCCUUCUUUGCUGUGUAUCUCAGUCAGCAGCCUUAUAACAACGCAAGUAUUACCAUCUUAACCACAUGUUUAUUACAAAAAUAUUUAAUUCGCCAUAUCUUACGCGAUGAAGCGCCUAAGCGAACUUGUUUUAAGAGUAAUAUAGCAAAGAUUAAACUUGAUAUUAUAGAGAAAUAUAUGGGUCGUGAAGAUAAUUUUGUCAUUAUUAGUACAGCAACACCAGGUCACUCUUCAUCACCAUACAAUCUUGUUUAUAAUGCUCUGACGCGUGCUAGAUAUGGAUUAUUUGUAAUUGGUAAACCAGGUGUAGAUCGUGUUCAUCCACGUUGGAAUGAUUUUGCAAACUACAUGAAAGAUUGCCAUCUUUAUGGAUCGUCCAUUCAACUCACUUGUCAUACGCAUGGAGAUACUAUUUUUGCCGGUCGAUGGGAAGACUUUGAUAAGGUAAAGAAUGGUGGUUGCCAACGACCCUGUGCAACUUUGAUGAGUGAUGGACAUGCCUGUAAAGAGGAGUGCCAUUUUAUGGAUCACAGUGAAGUCAUUUGUUAUGAGCCUUGCAAUCGUCUUCGUCCUUCUAAAUGUAAACAUGCUUGUCCUAAAAAAUGUUUCGAGUGCUCACAAAAUGGUUCGUGUCCACCUUGUAUGAUAGAGACAAAAGUUAAAUUAUCCUGUGGGCAUAGUUAUGUUGGGGUCUGCCAUACUAUUCAAAAUAUUGAGCAAAUAAAAUGCCAAGAACUUGUAAGUGUUACUUUUGGAUGUGGACAUGAGACUAUGGUAGAAUGUUAUAAAUCAAGGUCACAAAAAAUACGAUGUGAAGUAACAAAGAAUACCAUAUUGAAAUGUGGUCAUGAGGCUGUUGUAAAGUGUGGAGAUCAGCCACUUUGUUUAGAAAAUUGUAACCAGUUAUUAGAAUGUGGACAUAAAUGUCCUAAUCUUUGUAAUGCCAUUCAUAACCAUAGCCGUGAUAACUGUAUUGCCAAUUGUCCUAAACAAUUAAUCUGUGGCCAUCGAUGUGCAAAGGGUUGCGCUAAUCCAAAUGAGCAUACUGAACGAUGUAUGGAAAGAUGCAACUAUGUUUGCUCUCAUGGAUAUAAAUGUGGUAGAGAAUGUUGGAGAGACUGUAUUCGUUGUGUUAGCGAAUGUCCUUACAAAUGUGAUCAUUAUAAGUGUACAAGGAAAUGUUAUAAAAUUUGUGAUCGACCACCCUGUUAUCAACCAUGCCGUAAAAGAUUAUCUUGCUCACAUCAAUGUGCUGGAUUAUGUGGAGAGCCUUGUCCACCUUGUGUUAUUUGUUCAGGUGAUCUGAAAUGUUCUAUUUCACUUCGCACUUUAUCUGAAUUUGACAAAGAUGAAAAAGCAUACAUGUUACCUGAAUGUGGAUGUGUAUUUUCAGUUGAAGCAUUAGAUAAAUAUUUUGAAACACAAUCUAUGAACGGACAACAUACUGCUAUUAAACUAUGGGAAUGCCCUACAUGUCAGAAAGCAAUUUACACUGCACUCCGUUAUAAUAAAUAUAUUAAGACAGAGAUUACUUUAGUGAAUACCAUCAAAUUACGCUUAGAACAGGAACGACAAAAAUUAUCAUAUCAUGAAAAGGCACAAAUCAUUAAUGCAAUGAAUGAUGAAACUAGACAACAAGCAGCACAUAAUAUCGUUGGCGGUCGUUGGUUUGUCUGUCCAAAUCAACACCCGUAUUAUGUUGGGGAUUGUGGAGGCGCUACUGAGAUUUCCAAGUGUCCAGAAUGUGAUGCACUUAUUGGAGGUACUCAACAUAAAGUAGUUGGAUCGAAUCGUUUUUAUGGUGAAUUUGAUGGUUCAGAAAAACCAGCGUGGCCAGGCCAACCUAAUUAG